GUCGUUUUUCAACGACCUCUUCCCAACUGUAACUUUGUUCCAAUUUCCAAACCCCUUCGCCUGAGGGAGAGAGCAAAACCCUAAUUUUACAGAGAGAGAGAAAGGGCAAAGCAAACAGGCAUUGAAAUGAGCAACCGGCCUUUCGAUUCUCUUCCCCCGACAGAAAGCCUAGAAUUAGAGAACGGGCUUACGCUCGUACCGCGCGUGAAGCUCAACUUCACUAUCUAUCCCACCAACCCAACCGUGACCAAACCAGUCGAUGAGUGGAAGCUAAAGCUUGCUCUCAUAGACUUCCUCCAGACGUCUCUCUCCUCCCCCAUCACCGUCCCCGAAGAUGAUCUCGAGAUCCGGCGGCUCGGGGACCUCAAGAAACGCAAGCGCGAGGACCCCGUUGCCCAGGGCUCCAUUUGCAUUCGCGACUUAAGGUUUCUCAAUAGGACCACUAACCGGAGCAACGUGGAUGAAGAAGGAAAAGAAGAAGAGGAUGUGAAGGUCUUGGAGAAGAAGUACAUGGAUUGGAGAAAGUACAUCGUGGAGAAAAUGGACGGGAUGGAGUUGAAUCUUGAAGGUGUUAAGUACAGACUCAACGUCGCCGUUCCGGCGUCUGAUGAUUUCGAGGGAAUGAAGAAAGCUUGGGAGGAGUUUUACGCUUUUGGAAAUCGAGGGCAUUCUAGGAGCGGGAGGCAAGAGCCUGAUACUAUUGUAUUGAGGGGGCUACCGUCUCGGUGGUUUGCGGAGCCACUGGUUUCAUCUAAGCCUUCGAUGUUGGUUACACACUCCAUUUUUUCUAGACUUGGGAAUAUAAGGAAUCUUAAUGUUGCUGAGGACAAUGAUCUAGGUAAGGAAGCAGAGGAAAUUGUAAACAUAGUCUCAGGUCUUAGUUGUAAGAUUGUAGUCCAGUUCGAGAAAUUCAAGGACUUCUAUAAUGCCCUGAAGGUGUUAUCUGGCCGAUCAUUGCAAAAGCAAGGAUCUCGAUUGAAGGCUGAUUAUGAGGUUAAUUGGGACAAGGAUAGAAUGUUGCAGAAUUCAAGAAGUCACACGCAGGAAACUAGUAGGAUGUCAAAAAUGGCCGCAGGAAAUUACAGAAGUGAAGCUCCUAGACGUCAACAACAAAUUUCUCGCUCGAGUCCUGAUGAUGCACGGCGAAAAAGGUUCAAGGAUUAGGGAAUGUGAUGCACGUAUCGAUACUGCUUCACACAGCUUGGAUUUUAAGAAGCAAAUUCAAUUUGCAAAUUGAUCACUGUGUGUUGUACAACAACUUAUAAUCCGAUGGUCAGUUACCAUCGCCUGCCCUGAAGGUAGCUGCCAUUCUGUUAAUGGUGCUCCCGAAAGUUUGCCAUUUUGUUUGCUAAACGAGAAAAAUUGUAUUGGCGUUAAACAAGAAGAGUACUUUUAUUGAAGUUAUUUAUUUUUGACAAGGUAUUU
Molecule: messenger RNA, 1425 nt
Organism: Juglans regia (Persian walnut)
Lineage: Eukaryota; Viridiplantae; Streptophyta; Magnoliopsida; Fagales; Juglandaceae
Product: A-kinase anchor protein 17A
Exons: 5
Coding region: 127-1164 (345 amino acids)
Source: RefSeq, a predicted model, not a curated record